Molecule: messenger RNA, 200 nt
Organism: Perkinsus marinus ATCC 50983
Lineage: Eukaryota; Perkinsozoa; Perkinsida; Perkinsidae
Exons: 2
Source: RefSeq, a predicted model, not a curated record
CGAAAAUGGGUCCUCAAUAGGGAUAGAUCCUCGUCCCGAUCACCUCGCAAGGAGGAGGCAGAGCCGAAUGGGCGAGAGACGAGAUCACGUGAUGGGAGAAGACGUGAUCGGAGCCGCAGCCGAUCGGGUCGACACCACCAUGACGAGAGACAGAGCAGUAGAAGACGGUCUGAGGAAAGAAGGGAUACCAGGAUGCGGCG